AUGUCGUACGACGAAAGAUUUUUUACGCUUCCGCCAAUCCUUUUUCCGCUCGCAUUCUCAACGAGGAAACAAUGGUGUAGUAGCUGGGGAUCGAUUAUCCUCGGAGAACGGGGAGAGAUUAUGCCUCUUGACGUACCGUUCGUUCAGAUUCUUGGUCCGUUUUUAGAAAAUCAUGCCGAAUAA
Molecule: messenger RNA, 183 nt
Organism: Acaulospora morrowiae
Lineage: Eukaryota; Fungi; Glomeromycota; Glomeromycetes; Diversisporales; Acaulosporaceae
Source: the annotation of a GenBank genome assembly